This is a messenger RNA of Sporisorium graminicola, 948 nucleotides long. RefSeq lists its product as uncharacterized. Bases 1 to 948 code for a protein of 315 amino acids. The transcript is spliced from 2 exons. Gene Ontology annotation, cellular component: mitochondrion. NCBI's taxonomy places the organism in Eukaryota, Fungi, Basidiomycota, Ustilaginomycetes, Ustilaginales, Ustilaginaceae. The record is from RefSeq and is a predicted model, not a curated record.
AUGGCUUCCGUCGGCUUCAACGUAGCUUCCAGCUCACGAGGCGCUUUCGCCAUGUCGAGCUCCAGUAGGAGGCUCAUCACGACUUCCGCUUCGGGUCUGUCCCUUCGCCCUCGCACGACGGCGGCAGCACCAGCAUCGCUGUCGGCAACUGUUCCGCUGCGCACUUUUAUUCGCGACAGCAACUCCUCGUGGUCUGACGCUUCUUCCUCCUGGACUUCUACGUCUUCUUCUACUUCUCACCAGUACGCUUCGUCGAAUCAGCAGAACGCAUCACCGCAUCCAUUACCAGCGCGGGUGUUUUCGUCCCCGUCUUCUUCCUCAACCUCCUCGACCUCGUCCAACUCUUCUUCCGCACCACCGCACCCACCCUUCUCCAAGCGCUUCUCCACAACUACCUCGCUCUACGCCUCGCACCAUUUCGACACACAGGCGUUCGCACAGCGUCUGGAAGCCUCGGGCAUCUCGCGCGAACAGGCCGACGUGCUCACCGAAUCGCUACGCGACGUCAUCGACGAAAGCAUCACCAACCUCGCCAAAGGCCUCGUCACGCGCGAAGAGGGCGACCAGACCAACUACACGCAAAAGGUCGACUUCACACGCCUCAAGUCUGAACUGCAGCUGCUCGAGAGGAACGAUUUUGCCCUCAUGAAGAGCGAGAACGAAAGGCUCAUGGCGGAUGUCGAGAAACUCAAGCAGAGGUUGCGCGAGGAGAUCACUCGAACCACGGCCGGUGUCAGGCUCGAUCUGAAUCUAGAGAAGGGUCGAAUCCGCGACGAGUCAGCUGUUCAUGCGCUCAAGAUCAAGGAGGUCGACACACGCAUUGAGUCCGAAAUUGCAGGUUUGCGCACUAGCAUUCAGAGCGCAAAGUUCAACGUGUUGCAGUACUUGGUCGGUGUAGCAACCGGUGCCGGUGCCCUGCUCCUGGCCUACCUCCGAAUGUUCCGCUAG